UCCGGAGAAAGAUAACGGGUCCCCUCCAGCCUAGAAAAGGGGGGGAAAAAGAAUCGCCGCUGCUCCUGUUUGAUGCGCACAUGUCCAGGCUGCGUUGCGCUCGUCCAACGGAGCAGCGCUGAGCUCGGGCCCCCGCUUUAGCAUCAUCCUCCUCCGCCGCCGUCGGACUGUGCGCCGGGAGAGCCCAGGCAGGAGCUAGCCGAGCUGAUGGUGAUGGUGAUGAUGAUGCAUCUGAGGAUUUAUCCCGGCGUCUCUCUGUGAGAUGGAGCCAGCGACGUUCAACGGGAGCUGCUAACGGCGCCUGGGGCAGACCCGGAUGGCUGGAUGGGGGGAGAAGUAGCUCUGUCGCAACGGGGGUUUCUUGACCAUUCUCGCCCUUUUUUUUUUUUCCUUUUCUUUUCGAAGCUCAGAUCAGAUUUAACAGACGUAACAUGCCGACUAGCAGAGAUAGCCAUUUUUUAGCUUAGCAUCACGGUUGAUCUCGCUUCGCCCGGACCCCCUCGGCCGUCCUUGGAUGCUUCAGUGACAUUAAUUGGACGGUGCGCUUCAGGAUGGCACAGCUGUUGGACAGUGCCGGCAAACUGAGCUGGGUCCUCUUCAAUUCGGUGUUCCGCUUCACCUUCAUGUUCCUCAACAACUGCGUGGCCAUCCCGUCCUACUGCCUGUACCUGCUGCUCCUCCAGCCGCUGAGAAUAUGGGACAGCUCCGCUUUCUGGCACAUCGAAGGGGUCAUGUUCAAGUGGCUGCUGGCCAUGGUGUCGUCGUGGGGCUGGAUCGCCGGUUAUACAGUCACAGAGUGGGGUGAUGAUGUACGGGACAUCUCUGAAGAAGAAGCCAUGGUCAUCGUCAAUCAUCAGUCCACUGGGGACGUUUGCACCCUCAUGAUGUGCCUGCAAGACAAGGGCACGGUGGUGCGGAAAAUGAUGUGGUUGAUGGACCAUGUGUUCAAAUACACCAAUUUUGGUCUAGUGUCCCUGAUUCACGGGGACUUCUUCAUCAGACAGGGUAAAGCUCACAGAGACAAGCAGCUGGUCUACUUGAAGGAGCAUCUAGAAAAAUACUACCACAGCCGCGACAGGAAGUGGAUAGUGCUCUUCCCCGAGGGCGGCUUCCUCAGGAAGAGGCGAGAAACCAGCCAGCUGUUUGCAAAGAAAAACUCUCUCCCUCACCUGACCCAUGUCACGUUGCCUCGCCUCGGGGCCACCCACAUUAUCCUGAAAACCCUGACGGCUCAGCAGGAGAACGGCAGCGUGGGCGGCGACACCGGCACCCGCAACAAAACAGUUAAUAAAAGUAAAGGCCUGCAGUGGGUUAUAGAUGUGACCAUAGCGUACCCCAAAGCGAGACCGAUGGACAUCCAGACGUGGAUCUUUGGCUACAGGCCUCCUACAGUCACACAUGUACAUUACAGAAUGUACCCAAUAAAAGAGGUUCCUGUGGAGUCGGAGGCCCUGACUGACUGGCUGUAUCAGAGGUUCGUGGAGAAGGAAGAGUUGUUGGCCCACUUCUACGACACAGGAUCAUUCCCCCCUCCAGAAGGCCAGAAGGAGGCAGCUUCCCGGCAGAUGAUCCUGGACCCCGUGUGGCUGUGCAUGGUCCAGUCGUUUGCUUUCGCCUCGGGCUACAUCUGGUACAACGUCCUCCAGUACCUCUACUGCUGUUUAUUUUGAGCGCGCGGACGAGCCGGGAGUCUUUAUCGGACCAAUGGAAAAGCCUCAGGAUCAGUCGCCGCGUGUUGUGUGUGUGUGUGUCUGUGUGUGUGUGUGUUUGUGUGUGUGUGUUUGUGUGUGUGACCCAACGUCACACUUUUGACCCCUCUCCCCUCCUUUUCCCCUACGAUGGAUGAAUGUACAUCUGCAGCAUUGGAGAGAACCUAAAGGAAAAACUAUAAACCACAAGAAACAGAUUUGAAAAAGUCCAUACGACACAAACACGGUCACCCAGAUUGGUGUCUCGCACACACACCCAAACGCCACACACUCGCGCCAGCGGGGGA
Messenger RNA from Fundulus heteroclitus (mummichog), 1996 nucleotides. It is a transcript of the gene lpgat1, whose product is annotated as lysophosphatidylglycerol acyltransferase 1. Gene Ontology annotation, cellular component: endomembrane system. Bases 552 to 1670 code for a protein of 372 amino acids. Gene Ontology annotation, molecular function: acyltransferase activity. Lineage: Eukaryota; Metazoa; Chordata; Actinopteri; Cyprinodontiformes; Fundulidae. The record is from RefSeq and is a predicted model, not a curated record. The transcript has 8 exons.